UAUAUAAAGGUAGGAAUCACUUUCAAAGCAGGUUGACUUGAGAAAUUUUCCUUCACUUUACAUACUUUUAUUCGACUCUAUGCAAACAUCAAACUAAGAAUGGCAAAAAUGAGUCUCUCUUCCUACAUAUUAAUACUAACUUUUUCUCUGUUUUCUCAAGGCAUUUUACUUUCAGCAUCCAAGUCCAUAAGAAAUUUAGAAGAUGACAUGGUAUUUAAUACAUUCACUGGGAAAGCUUUUCAGAAGGAUGAUACUCCUCAAAAAUCAGUCGUGCUUCCUUCUCUGGAACAAUACAAAAAUGAUGAGAGCAGUUUCAUGAACGAUGAGGAAAACAAAAAUUCAAAGAACACAGGCUCCAAACAUAAUUUCUUAAAUCAUGGUCUGCCACUGAAUCUGGCUAUAAAACCUUAUCUGGCACUAAAAGGAUCUGUAGCUUUUCCAGCUGAGAAUGGAGUUCAGAAUACUGAAUCAACACAAGAAAAGAGAGAAAUUGGGGAUGAAGAAAACUCAGCUAAAUUUCCUAUAGGAAGGAGAGAUUUUGACAGUGAGUAG
Messenger RNA from Lynx canadensis (Canada lynx), 552 nucleotides. It is a transcript of the gene PMCH, whose product is annotated as pro-melanin concentrating hormone. Gene Ontology annotation, biological process: behavior; chemical synaptic transmission. Gene Ontology annotation, molecular function: melanin-concentrating hormone activity; type 1 melanin-concentrating hormone receptor binding. The record is from RefSeq and is a predicted model, not a curated record. Lineage: Eukaryota; Metazoa; Chordata; Mammalia; Carnivora; Felidae.